AUGGCGGCUCUGCUCGCAGACGUUCGGUAUUUUAUUUCUCGCACCCUCCGGCCAGAACGACGACAAGCAUACGCGGAAGCACUCGACAGCGCGGGAGCUCUCGCGGUGUCGCUGGAUGACCCCGCGCUCACACAUCUCGUCGCGUCCACGCCGCCCUCGGACGAUGCUCUCGAACGCUUGCCGCAGGACUCUGCUGCUCACGUCGUUACUCCAGCCUGGGUCGAGCGGUCCAUUGUCCUCAAGGCUCUUCAACCGCCCGAGUUUUAUUCCACAGACCCUGCCUUCCUCUUCUCUGGCAUCACCGCGACGGCUACAGAUAUGUCCCCUCACGAUCUCGAGCUACUUUCUGCAGCAAUUACCGCGCUUGGCGGACAGUGGCGCACCACUCUCACCCGUGAUGUGACCCAUCUUUUUGCUCUCUCGACCGGCAGCCUGCACUACGAGACCGCGAUGCACUUCCAGGACUCCACUCACAUGAAGAUCCUCGUCCCGCACUGGUUCGAAGACUCCAUCAGGCUUGGUAUCAAAGGUCUGCCCACGGACGAAUACGAAUGGCCCGAACCCGCUGUCUUCAAGGGCAGAGUCCUGGAUGGUGCACAGGACAGUUCGCGGCCAGCUUACAGGCUUUCUGCAGAAAAGAAGGCAUACUUCGAGACAGCACUCGCCUCCGGCAGCGAUCUGCCAUACACUCGUGUCGCGCCUCGCAAUGUUUGGAAUGGACUCCGGGUCCUCCUCAGUUCGUCGCUCGGUCUCACUGAGAGCCAGAGGGAAGCCCACGAAGCAGACAUCCGUCGGGAAGGCGGUCUUGUAGUAGAGCUUCCACGAAAUUCUUCUUCUCAGAUGAUGGAAGACGAGGCAGAGAAAGUGCGUGAGGCUGACGUUUUUGUGACCCGUCAUAGAGCCGGGUCAGCAUAUGUCAAAGCGUACAAGUUGAACAAAACGAUCGGUAGCCUCACAUGGUUAUGGUUCGUGCGCGCAUCGGGAACGCUCUCUAGGCCUACCGACCAGCUCCUUCAUUAUCCCAUCCCUAAGAAACCUAUCGAGGGCUUCUCUUCCCACAUUAUUACAAUCACCAACUAUACAGGUAAGCAUCGCGAAUACCUCAAGAAGCUCAUCGCCACCAUGGGCGCCGAGUUUACGCCAAGCAUGUCAAGCAAAAACACUGUCGUUAUUGCAGCAUUCGUUUCUGGAACCAAGACCGCGAAAGCUACCUCAUGGUCAAUUCCCGUCGUAAAUCAUACGUGGCUCGAAGAUUGCUUCGUGCAGUGGCGUGCGCUAACACCCGCGCGUGAAAAGUACAUUAUCUUUCCUCCGGGGAUGGACUUCAGUCAACUGCUUGCGGAUCGAGGGCUUGGUGGGCGUGUGGGCUUCGAGCCAGGUGAGCUCGAAGCGCUUGAGACGGAGAAUCAGGCUGCACCAGAGCGUGAGGCAGACGUCGGGCGAGCGUCAGCUCUGUCGGGCACCGCAAACAGUGCCCGAGAUGCACGAGAGGUAGAGAAAGCGGUAGACGGUUUUGACAACGUUGUGGGAGAUGUAAGCAUAGCUGGUCACCUCGACGUUGAGAUGCGAGUGGACGAAGACGUGGAGAUGAUCACGGAUGAUGGAACUGGGGGCAGACAAAAGGGUCGCUCAGUCGCGCCUACAGAUCGCAAACCUGCGCGAAUUGCAGAUCGUGAAGAGCAGCUUGAUGCAGAUAGGGCGAGUAUCAACGAGCCAAGCACGUCUUUGGUAUCGCCUUCCAAACCACUGCGGCGAUAUUCCCGAAAAGGCAACAAAGUUGUCUUACAUGGACACAGCGAGGAGCCUGUUACCCGCCUAGGCCCACCUACGCGCGCGCCAGCCAAGGAUAAGAUGCAGACUGCUGCAGGUGAGUCGACACAAUACCAACGUUUCUUGUAUAUAGACAGCCUGGUAGGAUCUGGAGCCCGCGAACGCCAGAAGCUUCCACAGAUAUCUUCAGACGAAGAGGAUCCUAUGGAUGUUGAUGAUUUGCCAGUUAAAAGCAAAAACUCAAACAUCAACGUACCGGCAGGCAAGGGCUCCCGCCCACCAAGGAAGCGCCCCGCAGACGAAACUGAUCCGGAGGACGAGCAUGAAAAACCAGCUUCUCGAUCCGAAGUGUCAGCAUCAGUGGAGACUGCAGCAUCACCCGUCAAGGCUACUCGUACUCCCACAAAACGACUAUCAGUCGUUUUGCCUACGGUAACUAAUGUUUACUCGCCUUCAAAGGGCGGAAGGACUUCGCCGCGGAAAGCCGUCGCACCAACCACCUCAGUCCGUGCCGAGACGGCCGAGACAUUGACACACUCUCCGGCGAAGCGAGAUCGUCUGCCUGCUUCGCCGAAGAAAGUGCAGCUGAGCGUGAACUUUGACAGUGAGUCAGAGCUCUCCCCCCCAGUGAAGAGUCGCCGCAAGAAAUCUCCAGCGCCUUCCGCCCCAGUGGCCGGUCCCAGCAGAAUGGGUUCCAGCCCGCCGCCGUUGGGCAGGACACCAUCAAAGCGAUCUGCGGCAAGUCGAGCGACCCAGAAGCUGCGGGAUGAGAUCAUGCCCGAUGUCCUCAGUUUCCAGAAAGAGAUGAAACGGGGAAAUGUGCGCGGAUUGGGCGAGAGCGAGCCUACGUCCGCAAAGGGUAAAGAGAAGGAGAAGGAGAGGGAGAAGGAAGCGGGCGGUGUGUUAAAAACGCCAAAACUUGACAAGGCGAAGGGGAGGAAGAGACUUUCGGCGGCCAGAGAUGAUGAUACGAUAGCUGACGAAGAGCCGGAAAAGAAGCGUCCACGCACAACCUCGACUGGCGGGAAGAAUGGUAAGACACAUCGUCCAGGACACGCUCCGGAGGAAUUAGAGGGAGAGGUCGAAGAGGCAAAAUCCAAAGCGCGCCGUAAACCAGCAAGUAAGGGUAGAGUGAGCGUGGAUGAGGCCAGCGCAAAGCCAAUGUAG
Molecule: messenger RNA, 2937 nt
Organism: Fibroporia radiculosa
Lineage: Eukaryota; Fungi; Basidiomycota; Agaricomycetes; Polyporales; Fibroporiaceae
Exons: 4
Coding region: 1-2937 (978 amino acids)
Biological process (GO): DNA double-strand break attachment to nuclear envelope; double-strand break repair
Cellular component (GO): nucleus; Cul8-RING ubiquitin ligase complex
Source: RefSeq, a predicted model, not a curated record